This is a messenger RNA of Neomonachus schauinslandi (Hawaiian monk seal), 1296 nucleotides long. It is a transcript of the gene CHRNA5, whose product is annotated as cholinergic receptor nicotinic alpha 5 subunit. Bases 166 to 1296 code for a protein of 376 amino acids. The record is from RefSeq and is a predicted model, not a curated record. The transcript is spliced from 5 exons. Gene Ontology annotation, cellular component: postsynaptic membrane; neuron projection; synapse. Gene Ontology annotation, biological process: regulation of membrane potential; chemical synaptic transmission; nervous system process. Gene Ontology annotation, molecular function: acetylcholine-gated monoatomic cation-selective channel activity; transmembrane signaling receptor activity. Lineage: Eukaryota; Metazoa; Chordata; Mammalia; Carnivora; Phocidae.
GCUGAACCAUCCUUUGUUGCAAAACAUGAAGAUAGUUUGUUUAAGGAUUUGUUUCAAGACUACGAAAGAUGGGUUCGUCCUGUGGAACACCUGAAUGACAAAAUAAAAAUAAAGUUUGGCCUUGCAAUAUCUCAAUUAGUGGAUGUGGAUGAGAAAAAUCAGUUAAUGACAACGAAUGUCUGGUUGAAACAGGAGUGGACAGAUGUGAAGUUAAGAUGGCGUCCUGAGGACUACGGAGGAAUCAAAGUGAUACGCGUCCCUUCAGACUCUCUCUGGACUCCAGACAUCGUUUUGUUUGAUAACGCGGACGGGCGUUUCGAGGGGGCCAGCACUAAAGCGGUCGUCAGGCACGACGGCACGGUGACCUGGACGCCGCCGGCAAACUACAAGAGUUCCUGUACCAUCGACGUCACAUUUUUCCCAUUCGAUCUCCAGAACUGCUCCAUGAAGUUUGGUUCUUGGACUUACGACGGGUCCCAGGUUGAUAUUAUGUUAGAGGACCAAGAUGUAGACAAGAGAGACUUCUUUGACAAUGGAGAAUGGGAAAUCGUCAGCGCCACAGGGAGCAAAGGGAACAGAACGGAUAGCUCCUGCUGGUACCCACACAUCACAUACUCCUUUGUAAUCAAGCGCCUGCCUCUCUUCUACACCCUGUUCCUUAUCAUUCCCUGUAUCGGCCUCUCGUUUCUAACCGUGCUCGUCUUCUAUCUCCCCUCCCACGAAGGGGAGAAGAUCUGUCUCUGCACGUCAGUACUGGUCUCUUUGACUGUCUUCCUGCUGGUUAUCGAGGAGAUCAUCCCCUCAUCUUCCAAAGUCAUCCCUCUGAUCGGAGAGUACCUGGUGUUCACCAUGAUUUUUGUGACGCUGUCCAUCAUGGUCACUGUCUUCGCCAUCAACAUCCACCACCGUUCUUCCUCAACACAUGAUGCCAUGGCGCCUUGGGUCCGCAAGAUAUUUCUCCACAAGCUUCCCAAACUGCUCUGCAUGAGAAGUCAUGUAGACAGGUACUUCGCUCAGAAAGAGGGGACUGAGAGCCCUGGGAGACCAGAGUCUUCUCGAAACCCACUGGAAGCUGCACUUGAUUCUAUCCGCUACAUCACCAGACACGUCAUGAAGGAGAACGAUGUCCGUGAGGUUGUUGAAGACUGGAAAUUCAUAGCCCAGGUGCUGGAUCGGAUGUUUCUGUGGACUUUUCUUCUGGUUUCAAUUGUUGGAUCUCUUGGGCUUUUCGUUCCUGUUAUUUACAAGUGGGCCAAUAUCAUAGUCCCGGUUCAUAUUGGAGAUGCAAAUAAGUGA